Messenger RNA from Schistocerca americana (American grasshopper), 488 nucleotides. RefSeq lists its product as uncharacterized. The record is from RefSeq and is a predicted model, not a curated record. Bases 1 to 396 code for a protein of 131 amino acids. Lineage: Eukaryota; Metazoa; Arthropoda; Insecta; Orthoptera; Acrididae. The transcript has 5 exons.
AUGUUCACAAUUUUAGCUUCGCCAUUCAAACAGCUACGCUCUAAUGGCGGGCAAAUCCUUGCAUGGGGUGUGACGAAAGGCAACUGCCGCUUGCGCUUGCCGUCACACGGAAGUGGAACAGUGGUAGGUGAAAUACACUCGUCGUUUCUCGUACAUCAGAAGAAUAUUGCAAAUUCUGCGACUUCUGAAGAGUUUGCUGACCAUGACAACAUUGGAUUUCGACUGAUAAGGCCCAUAAGCACAGUUCGAGGUUUCCGGGAUUUUCCCUUGGUACCAUCACAUGCCAAAGAAAUAGAGAAAAAUAUGACUGGACAACAGUGUACUUUGUCGCGCGGAAAUUGUGUGGGAGAUGUGGACAAAAUGACGAAUCUAAAGGUGACGCUGCUACGCCUGUGACCGCCGCCGGAUAGCAUGCGCUGUGCGCCCAGGACGCCGCCGCGACCACGCUCCACCCGGCCGCCCAGCUAGCACCCGAGACUCGAGCUCCA